AUCCAGCUCCGCUCGGGCGUCUGGUGUCCUGCAAUCAGCCUGCUGUGCCCGCGCUGCUACCGCAGCUGCUUGACGCGGGAGACACCGCGAGGUGGUGAUCGGAGCUCUGCCUAGAGCUCUCAAGAGCCCAGCUCUGCCCAGGAACCCCAGGCUGCCCUGUCACCCCAGUUCCUGCUGUCAGCAAGGAGCCAUGAGUGGUGUCCUGAAUGGUAUCAUCCCCUUCGGGCUGGUGUUGCUGCUGUGUGGAGCCCAAGGCUUCUUUCUGCCCAAUGCCACACACCUGGAGAGGCUGCUCAGCAAAUACCAGCAGGACGAGCCUCACUCCCGGGCCCGGAGGGCCAUCCCAAGGGCGGACAAGGAGGAGAUCCUUAGGCUGCACAACAAACUGCGGGGCCAGGUGUACCCUGCGGCCUCCAACAUGGAGUACAUGACCUGGGAUGAGGAGCUGGAGAAGUCAGCGGCUGCCUGGGCCCAGGGUUGCAUCUGGGAGCACGGGCCCACCAGUCUGCUGGUGUCCAUCGGUCAGAACCUGGCUGUCCACUGGGGCAGGUACCGCUCUCCAGGGUUCCACGUGCAGUCCUGGUAUGACGAGGUGAAGGACUACACUUACCCCUACCCCCACGAGUGCAAUCCCUGGUGUCCUGAGAGGUGUUCUGGGACCAUGUGCACCCACUACACACAGAUAGUCUGGGCCACUACCAACAAGGUUGGCUGUGCCGUGCACACCUGCCGGAGAAUGAAUGUCUGGGGAGACAUGUGGGAGAACGCAGUCUACCUCGUCUGCAACUACUCUCCAAAGGGCAACUGGAUUGGAGAAGCCCCCUACAAAAACGGCCGGCCCUGCUCAGAGUGCCCCCCCAGCUACGGAGGAGGCUGCAAGGACAACCUGUGCUACAGAGAAGAGACCUACGACCAAAAACCUGAAACGGACGAGAUGAACGAGGUGGAGGUGGUUCCGGUUCUUGAAGAAAAACCCAUGUGGGUCCCACCGAGGGUGGUGAGGCCCAAGAAGCCCAGUAAAGCCCCCGUGGUCAGCUACAUGGCCCAGGUCGUCAGGUGUGACACCAAGAUGAAGGACAAGUGCAAAGGUUCUACGUGCAACAGGUACGAGUGCCCAGCGGGCUGUUCGAACAACAAGGCAAAGAUUUUUGGAACUCUCUUUUAUGAAAGUUCGUCCAGCAUAUGCCGAGCUGCAAUUCACUUCGGAAUCAUAGACGACAAAGGAGGCCUGGUGGACGUCACCAGGAACGGGAAGGUCCCUUUUUUCGUGAAGUCAGAGAGGCACGGCGUGGCGUCUUUGAGCAAAUACAAAGCUUCCAGUUCGUUCACGGUGUCAGAAGUAAAAGUGCAGGACCUGGAUUGCUACACCACCGUUGCUCAGCUCUGUCCAUUUGAGAAGCCGACCACUCACUGCCCAAGAGUCCGCUGUCCUGCGCACUGCAAAGACGAGCCGUCCUACUGGGUUCCUGUGUAUGGAACCAACAUCUAUGCAGAUACUUCCAGCAUCUGCAUGACAGCGGUGCACGCAGGCGUCAUCAGGGACGAGAGCGGGGGCUACGUGGACGUGAUGCCCGUCGACAAGAAGAAGAACUACGUGGGCUCACUCAGGAACGGUGUUCAGUCAGAAAGCUUGCGGACCCCUCGAGAUGGAAAGGCCUUCCGGAUCUUUGCAGUCAGGCAGUAAACCUCCAGCGCCGGGGGGGCAGGGGGUAUCUUCAGGAGAGCUUUGGGGUUUUGCUUUUUCUGUUGUCAUUUGGGGGGUGGGGGUGGGGUGUGGAGAGUUGGGAAACUUUCUUAGCGUGGGGCUCAGUGCCACAUGGGGGCUCCUCUCUGUGGCCUUUGGUGAGGCUGACAUCUCAUCUCAUCCCCGUGGAGAGACAGCAUCCUUGGUGUGUUGGCUGGACAACUGGCGACAAGUCCUGCUGAGGUCUGGGGCGCCCAUCUCUUAAAGGAACAGUUGCCCGAGAUGCUCCUUCCCAUGUGUUGUUCUUUUGUGGGUGGGGAGAGAUUUCAAACCUGCCGAGACAGCCAAGGGUUUGGAGCUCAAAAAUUUGAGGCCUUCAUGGGUGUGGAAUGGGGCACACUGAGGAAGAGGAGAGAGAGUUUCAGGAAUGGAGUCGAAGGUGGUUAUUUAAAAAUAAAAAUUCCAGUCCGUCCCUAUCAAUGGAGAAAAAUGGGCUUCAUGUUUGCUGGUCAGACAAACAGCAGGAACGAGAGGGCUCGGGGAGCAAGACUUCAGCUCCUGCCCUGGCACGUGUCCUUGCUGGUGCCCUGCCGAGUCCACGGCAGGUUAGUUAUAUAUACAGCAGUGCUGGUUUAUUUAGAGUUCAGCAGUAACUCCAGAGAUUUAUCUUGUCUGUGUCGUCUCCUUCGUUCACGUGGCCCGUCUGUUUGCUGCCGUGACCUUUGGUCCCGUGGAGGACUGAGAAACCAGGAUCCUUUCUUUGCCCUCUCCCCGUUGUGGCUCAUGCCCCACCCCACCAGAUUUGUGUGUACGGCGUAUUUCCCACCCAGGGCUUUGCUUUGCAAUCGACUCCUUUUAAAGCCUGCGUUUUCUCAACUGGUGACUCCGCAGAGGACAGCCAAAGAAGGGCUGCUCUGUGGCUGCUUUUUCACAGAUGACAACCGUGCAGACUCUCCCUCUGGCGGGUGAUCUGUUUUUUAGUCGUGGAGAAAAUAGAUUCCUUGGAACGUUCCUCCCCGAGGUUAGUGGCCUGGGAGGAGCGGCAGCCUGUGGCUAUGAAACUGUUCACGGUGUAAUAACGAUAGAGUCUAACACACCAGGAGGGUUUCUCUUCCUGUUUUUGUGGGACAGCUUUUGCCAACCAUUCCCGGGCUCCAAGGACUGUGGUGCUAGCUGGCUUCUGUCACUUUAUAAGAGUUCUUCACCAGCCCAGACUUAAAGCCCACAGCGAAAUGAAAUACUCUUUUGUAAAUAGCAUUUCUUUGCAGAAGGUAAAAUUCCAUUCUUCCACCACCAGGUUGGCCAAUAUGUCACUUUUGUGAAAGCCAGUUUCAAACUGGAUUUCACUUCCCGUCAAAAUAUUUCUAAGGCAAAGGAACUAGCAGAAAGCAAAAAUCUGAGAUCACGUGGACAAGGAACCUUACCUGGGGAAUGAAGGUGUGGGUCAGUUCACUGUGUUCUUAAUUCAUACAGAAUCUGAAGGUAAAUAGUUUUUUGUUUUGUUUUUUUAAAAAGCAAUUAAACUCUUCAUAGAAGGUAAAAUUAGCAGGACCAUAUUUUGCUUAGUUCAUAGUAGGUGAGUAUGCAACCUCAGAGGUCAAGGAGAAAGAAUUCGGUCAGCCUGACAGGUACUAGUCUAGUGAGCACUGUAUGGAAACUUGUAGAUGCGAGGUGUGCUGCUGGACACAUGGCUUCGUCACUGGUUGAUCGUGGCGGUGGCUGGGUUGAGACAACAAAGUAGAUCGGAUUCCCUAGUUGGGUUUUUAGAAUUAGUGAUCAGAUGCAGGGAAUUUCUGUGGGUUUGUUUCUGAGGCAUCCCAUCAGAGGAAGAACCAGAAACUUCCAUUGUGAGUUGACUCCCAUUAUUUGAAAACAAAGUUCCUGGUUCCUUAAAGCACCCGUUGCUGUCACCUGGCCUCCUGCUCAUGGAGCCCGUAGGAGUGGCAGAGUGGGGCUGUGCCCCACAAGGUUUUCAGUGGCUGGUUUUUCAGAAGUAAAUCACCAGGCCUUUCUCCCAAGGCACCUCUGGGUGGACUCGAGCUUCCAACCUUUUGGUUAGGAGCCCGGUGUGUUUACUGUUUGGACCAUGCAGGAACUCCCCAGGCUCCUUAAUGCAUCGUGAACCUGGCCCGUCUAACAGAACCGGAUCUUGAGGCUUUUUUAAAUCAUUUUGAAACUGGAACCAUUUUUCUUCUUGAUUGCUGGUCCUCAAAAUGGAAAAAAGACUACAAAUUAUAAAGCCCUUCUACACAGGGACCACCUCUAUUUUGUGUCUGACAAGCCCAUUGCAUGAUGUUUACUAACACAAUGCGUCAACCAGCAGGGGGUCAUUUAGGUCUCCUGCCCCCAAAAUGAAGAGUUUGGGUUUCUUUUUGCUCUUUGCCCUGUCGUGUUCUCAAAUGUGUGCUGAGUUUUCACAUUGUCUGUAGGCUCAUUCAGCCCGCAGCUUACGUGUGUGCUUUUUUCUAUGAAAAAUGGUGUGUUUUUAUUACUUCCUAUGUACAAAAUUUAUUGUAAAUGUUUUUGUGCUUGGCGUGAACAGGGGUCAUGUUGUUGCUGUUGUUUCAAUAAAAAUGGUUUGAUUUCUAAAAA
This is a messenger RNA of Loxodonta africana (African savanna elephant), 4276 nucleotides long. RefSeq names its product cysteine rich secretory protein LCCL domain containing 2 (gene CRISPLD2). The coding region runs from base 191 to 1684 and encodes 497 amino acids. Gene Ontology annotation, cellular component: extracellular region. The record is from RefSeq and is a predicted model, not a curated record. Lineage: Eukaryota; Metazoa; Chordata; Mammalia; Proboscidea; Elephantidae. The transcript has 15 exons.